This is a messenger RNA of Pseudophryne corroboree (corroboree frog), 2986 nucleotides long. It is a transcript of the gene PPTC7, whose product is annotated as protein phosphatase targeting COQ7. Gene Ontology annotation, cellular component: mitochondrion. The coding region runs from base 395 to 1288 and encodes 297 amino acids. Gene Ontology annotation, molecular function: protein serine/threonine phosphatase activity. NCBI's taxonomy places the organism in Eukaryota, Metazoa, Chordata, Amphibia, Anura, Myobatrachidae. The transcript has 6 exons. The record is from RefSeq and is a predicted model, not a curated record. Gene Ontology annotation, biological process: protein dephosphorylation.
UCCUCCCUGGUGUCUGCAGCCCGGUGAUCACUCACAGCACACUGCUCUCACUGUUGGCACAGUACGCGCUGCCGCUGCCGCUGCCGGGAAUCCUCAGCUCGUGGCGUAGUAGUGACGUCAGGCGGUCACGUGCCCCGCCGCCGCAGCAGCCUCCCUCCUCCGGCCUCCGGAGUAUGUCAGUGCGGUCCAAGAUGGCGGCGGCAGAGGUCAGCUGGACGCGAGAGAGCCGGCACUGAAGUGCGGGGCGCACAGACACACGGGCUGCGGGAGGGAGCCGGGAGACAGCACCGGAGGCCAGGGAAGGCUGCUGAGUGUCACUGAGGAAGAGGAGGGAGCGAGCGACACGGAGGAGGACAAGGAGGAGGGCAAGAGGCGCGGGGGGCCGUCCGGGGCCAUGUUCUCGGUACUGUCAUACGGCCGGUUGGUUGCCAGAGCGGUGCUCGGUGGCCUCUCCCAGACGGAUUCCCGGGACUACAGCCUAGUGACCGCCAGCUGCGGCUUCGGGAAAGAUGCCAGGAAGGGAAUCCUGAAGAAGGGCAUGUGCUACGGGGACGACGCGUGCUUCGUUGCCCGGCACCGGACGGCAGAUGUCCUGGGUGUGGCUGAUGGAGUGGGUGGAUGGAGAGACUAUGGAGUUGACCCUUCUCAGUUUUCAGAGACUCUUAUGCGUACUUGUGAGCGUUUGGUUAAAGAAGGACGGUUUAUGCCAACCAACCCUGUUGGGAUCCUCACCUCAAGUUACUGUGAACUUCUUCAGAACAAAGUACCUUUACUAGGAAGCAGCACGGCCUGCUUAGUCGUUCUGGAUAGGACAAGUCAUCGUUUACACACAGCAAAUCUAGGAGAUUCUGGUUUUCUUGUGGUAAGGGCAGGAGAAGUUGUGCAUCGAUCAGACGAACAGCAACAUUACUUCAACACUCCAUUCCAGUUGUCAAUCGCGCCUCCUGAAGCUGAAGGUGUAGUUCUUAGUGAUAGUCCUGAUGCUGCAGACAGUAGUUCAUUUGAUGUUCAACUGGGUGACAUUAUUCUUACAGCAACUGAUGGACUUUUUGAUAACAUGCCUGAUUAUAUGAUACUUCAAGAAUUAAAAAAGUUAAAGAAUGCGAAUUAUGAAAGUAUACAGCAGACAGCACGUAGUAUUGCAGAGCAAGCUCACGAUCUCGCCUACGAUCCCAAUUACAUGUCACCAUUUGCACAAUUUGCAUGUGACUAUGGGCUAAAUGUCAGAGGAGGAAAACCAGAUGACAUCACUGUUCUUCUUUCAAUUGUAGCCGAAUAUACAGACUGAAAUGCCUGAACAUCUGCUACAAAUUUAGAUUUUUUUAUUCCUUUACAGCCCUUGGACUGCUAUUUUGCACUGUAUCCUGCUGGCAGGACUGCAAUUUAUUUUCAACAGAUUUCAUUGGCCUGUUAGGAAAGAAGCAGAACUUUGUAUAUGGACAUCUGAGGACAUUGUAGAAACCACUACUGUCUGUUGGUUGAGGUAUCUCUUACAAAAAGGAAUUGCCUCAAAUGAUAUAACUUAUUUUAGUCCCUGGAACGUCCUAUAAAACAGCAAGCUGUAUUCUGACAAAAUCGUUGUUUUGUUCACGUAAUUUAUAGUUUGCUGUAAAACUACAUUGGGUGCUUUAUACAGAAUUGUGAUGCACUUUUGAUUUCCGGUAAUCGGUUUUAGCAAAAAAAAAAGCACACUUAUAAACCCCAAAAGUUACAAUUUGUAAGAAUAUUACACCGGUGGUAUUUAGACCAUUUCAAGUCUAGUCCAUUUUAAUUUGGCCACCAUUGUAUAUCGCAUAACCUCAGCUAGAAGUCUUUUAUAUAAUGAACUGCUGUAUAAUACAAGUUUAAGACAUGGGAGUUCCUUCCAGUGUUUAUCUGUUAUUUCUAAGGAUCCUUAACUUAAAGCCAUGUUUAUAUAUAUAUAUAUAUAUAUAUAUAUAUAUAUAUAUAUAUAUAUAUAUAUAUAUAUAUAUAUAUAUAUAAUGUUAUAUACAGGUGUGUAUAUAAUGUAUAUUCCGGGUAACAUGUAGUGACAAUGCAGUGAAAUUGUAUAAGUCACAAAUAUUUUUGGGGUAAGUUGUUCUAUAUGAUUCUAUUCGGGCUUAUUCGAUUCCAAACAAAAAAAAUCUUCUCAAAAAUAUUUUGACACUGAUUUCAUUGUAUUAUGUGUGGUGUUUAAUGUUACCUCAUAUUGUACUUUUCUUUAUGCAUUUGUGAUAUUGUACUGUAUAUUUGUGUACUUAUGUUGAGCUUUUAUUUAAAUAUUUUUUUUAACAUGUACCAUGUACAUGUCAUAACAAUAGUACAUCAUGCUUGUAACAGGCAUUUGAUUCUCAAUGAUAAUGAGGUUAUUCAUGUGUAAGCAGUCUAGAAAUGUAUGUUCUCUCUAAUGUGGUAUGUUGUCUGUGCGAAGUCACCUGGACUGACUUCUAUUAUUGCCUUAACUGCCCAAAACUUGACAAAGCAGGAAAACCAGCAUAUGGAUUCCCAGAACACAUGGAUAUACGACGUGGCCAUUUCGUUUGUUUGCAUCAAGCCUUAUUAUUCCGAUUUGCAUUAUUUCCUCCUCACAAGAAAACUUUGUUUCCUUUCCAUUUGUGUAUGUUCUCCUUUAUUCUCCCACUGAUUGUAGAGAUCAUUGCAUCGCUUUAUCCUGUAGAAUCUGCAAUUUUAGCGGUACAUUUACUAAGAUGGGAGUUCUAUUUAAGAUGGGAUGUUGCCUUAUUAUCUUCUAGAAGGUGCUAGAUAAAUGAGAAGUAGAAUCUGAUUAGUUGCUAUGAGCAACAUCCCAUCUUAAAUAGAACUCCCACUUCAGUAAAUUUUUAGUGUGAUCUGGUUGAGAAACUCAAGGAUGAGAAAGAUGUAUGCUGAACGAAGUCUCCUGAUUAUACUUACAUAACAUUUUUAUUCUACACCGUCAUGGCUCAUUUUGUGGCAUACUUCUGUAUUAAGAGGGGGAAAUAUAAACCUAAUAUUUUUCUUUUGA